Messenger RNA from Dicentrarchus labrax (European seabass), 1821 nucleotides. Its product is annotated as dehydrogenase/reductase SDR family member 13. The coding region runs from base 103 to 1056 and encodes 317 amino acids. The transcript is spliced from 5 exons. The record is from RefSeq and is a predicted model, not a curated record. NCBI's taxonomy places the organism in Eukaryota, Metazoa, Chordata, Actinopteri, Moronidae.
CACACUCACACACACACUCUCACACACUCACACUCACACACACACACUCACACACACACACUCACACACUCUCACACACUCACACUCACACACACACUCAGGAUGCUGCUGCUGCUCGGAGCUCUGCUGCUGCUCGGAGGUUAUUUUCUUCUCCAUGUGACUUUGCUCCGGUUGCCCAGAUGUAAAAGUUCUGCAAGGUUCGAUGGAAAAACCGCCGUCGUCACCGGAGCAAACACCGGCAUCGGUAAGACCACAGCAAUGGACCUGGCCCGGAGGGGGGCGAGGGUGGUCCUGGCCUGCAGGGACAGACGGCGAGCAGAGGCCACCGUCCAGGAAAUCAUCCAGGAAACUGGUAACAACCAGGUGAUCCUCAUGCAGCUCGACCUGGCUAGUCUGCAGUCCGUCCGCUCCUUCGCUGAGAACUUCCUCCGGUCCGAGUCUAGGCUGGAUCUGCUCAUCAACAACGCUGGUCUGUUAAAUGGCGGGAAGACAAAGGACGGCUUUGGGAUGAUCUUUGGCGUCAACCACCUGGGUCACUUCCUGCUGACGAUGUUGCUCCUGGACCGGCUGAAGGCCAGCGGGCCGAGCCGCGUGGUGAAUGUGGCCUCCAAAGCGUACACGAUGGGAAAGGUGGAUUUCAACUGUCUGACGACUCUCAGGGAUUUGGCUCUGGGCGGCAGCGACUACCAUCUCUUCCAGAAGUACUGCCACAGCAAACUGUGCAACGUCCUCUUCACCUACGAGCUGGCCAAGAGGCUGCAGGGCACCGACGUCACCUGCUACAGCCUCCAUCCUGGAUACAUAAAAACAGAAAUCACUCGUGACUUCAGCUUCUGGUCAAAGAUCAUCGGGGCACCCUUCCUCCUUUUCGCCACGGAUGCCGAGUCUGGAGCUCAGACGACGCUCCAUUGUGCCCUGGAGCAAGGCAUCGAGCACCUCAGCGGCCACUACUUCACCCAGUGUGCACCGCUGAUGAACAUUGAGUCGAAGGCGAGAGACGAUGCCACGGCCAAGAAGUUGUGGGAGCUCAGCGAGAGUUUCUGCGGUCUGUCCUGAAACCAAACCUGAAAUCUGAGCUUCGUUUUUCAGCCCAAAGUAAUUCUACUAACUUCCCCCUGUUGUCCCGCCCCUUUUAAAACCUCAGUCCACUUCUUCCUUUCCUGUAUUUAGAUAUGCUACAUGCUAAGCUAAUCUACAUUGAAAGGACAACCACAUUUUGAAGAUGGUUAAAAGAUAAGAUAUAUAUGUGAGCCAGUGCUACUUAAGGAACAUAAACAUACAAUUCUAACAUUGGGUUUUAACAAUUAAAAAAAAAAUGGAGCCUAUCAAACAAAGAUGGGCCUCAGCUGCUCUCUCAGGUGUGUCACUGCAGGAAGAGAGGACCAGGUGAGCUUCCCUCCCCUUCUUAUAGACUCCGCCCCUUUGGCUGGGUCCCAGUGCUAUCCUUCUUCCACAUAUAAGAUAUAUAUAUAUAUACAUCUUACGUUAGCUAAUGUGAGCACAAUGCUAUCUAGCCGAGUAAUUUAUGUCGAUUUGACUAUAUAUACUAAUUUAUACUUGACUCUUUUAUUGUGGUUGUUUUUUAACAUAGAUUAGCCUAGCAUAUAGCAUAUGUAAGGACAGGAAAGGAGGAAGUUGACUGAGGUCCUCAACUGUGAUUGGAGCACAGAGCAAAAGGGGGCGGAGCUUAGGAGGGUUGAAUUAUGAGAGAAUUAGUAAUAAUUACGAGAGAAGUUCUCCAGUUUGCUUUCUUUGGUGUAUGUAGUCUCAUCUGUCACGUGAUGAUAAUUAUUGAUUAUAAUAAAGUGAGAAAAAUAAAAA